AUGCCACACGAGAGUACGUCAAUAAUAACGUCAUUAUUUUCUGGCAACCAACCGCCCUCUAUUUUUUCGCAAUGGACAUCUUCGACAUUUUCGGUCGAUGGAGUGGAAAACUCCUGUGCCGAACACUUCUUCGCAGCAUCCAAGGCACGACACUUCGGUGACAAAGAUAUGCUUCACAACAUCAUGCUUUCGUUAGACCCAGCAAUGCACAAGCGCUACGGACGACAAGUGCGUGGCUUCACGCAACAGGAAUGGGAAAAGGUGAGAGAAUACAUCGUGCUUGUGGGCACUUUCGAGAAAUUCUCCCGAAAUCCUGCCAUGCCCAGCCCUUUCGACAAUACAUGGGGCAUCGGCAUGAGAGCCGAUCACCCCGAGGCCGCCAACUCCUCCAACUGGACAGGAAAAAAUUUACUUGGUAAGGCACUUCAAUCGGUUCGAGACUUGCUUCGCUCAUCUGCAUCACUCCCGAUGCCACCCCUGGAAAACCCCACCGACUCAGCACUCGACAAUAAAGGCAUUCACGAGAUCAACACCGACACUCAGCAACCCAUCAAUCCACCUUCAGAGUCACGUUCACAGCCAACCGACAUCAACGCUCUUUGGCCCUCUGACGCGCCUUCCGACUACGACAACGACAUUCUCCACGUUGCGGCCGCCAAUUUCCACGUCGACAAUCACCCCAAAGUACUUGCUGAACACGGACCAGGUCUCGUUGACGGUAUUGUAACCGUUGACGACGCUUCACAAUCCACCAAAGUGCGCAUACACUCAGGUUCCGCAACCUCAGGUUACCGCUGCGGCGCUCUCCUGGACUCCGGCUCUCCAGCCACGUUCGUCAACCGCAAUGCUCUCGGCAACAUGCGAGCCACAGGAUGUGCGACACAAGACUGCGUCGCCACCAACAACACUCGCUCUUGGGGAGGAUUCGGUAGCUCUCAACCACUCGUCACUAUUCAGAUGCCGUCAAAGCACUUCGAAGUGCUAGGGCCAUCACACUCUGCCGAUGCAGCACACCGCGAUGCUCCCUUCAUCGGCAAUGUACCUUCCGACAACAACGGGGAACCUGCACAGCACUCCUCCCCCCCUUCCGACAAUUUGUCCCCACCGACACUUCCUCCACAGGAGCUUCUGGAGCGCUUGGAUGCCGCUCAACAGAAAAUCUUCCUAUCUCUUUGGGACCGCCUACCACCGCACAUGCGAGCCAUGAUGUUCAAUCUACACGGCGAAGGCUGGACGCCUGCUGUCAUAGAUGAGCAUGUCUUACACAACUUCCGAGACUUCUUCUCCACUUCACCCACGGACCUGGGCUGCUGCCCAUUGCUACCAUUCAAAAUCGACAUUCCGGACGGCACCCCACCGGUGCGAACCAAGCCAUACUGCAUGAACCCUCUGGUCGCCAAACAAGUGGACGCCACUUUGGACAAAUACCUCGCGGCAGGUUUAAUCCAACACUCCACUUCUCCGUACUGCAGCCCCAUCGUCGUCAUUCCAAAACAAUCUGGAGAGCUUCGCAUCACCGUCAACUACCAGAAACUCAACCGCAUCAGCAGCUUCAGUCAACUACCUGUUCCUCGUGUUGAUGAGAUCAUGAACAAACUGCACCAGGGCUCCAUAUUCUCGCUCUUCGACUUCACGGGCUCCUUCCACCAAAUUCCCGUGCACCCCGACACGAUUCCGCUCACUGCAUUCGCCACACCGACUUGCCUUUUCGAGUGGCUCAAAAUGCCAAUGGGUGCCAGCCAAUCUUCAGGCCGGUGGAUGAAGGUCAUCAAUGAGGUUAUCAAAAACCUCGAAGGCGUUGACCCAUAUCUCGACGAUGUGGUGCUCUACGACAAGACACCGGCGGAUCACAUCCGCACCAUGCGCGCCUUCCUACAACGGCUGCCCAAGCACAAGCUCAAGCUUUCACCGCCUAAGGCCACCAUUGGCACGACACACUCUGCAUUCUUGGGACACACCAUUACUCCCGACGAUAUCAGGCCCAACGCCAACAAAGUAGCCGCGCUCGCGGCAAUGCCAGUGCCAACCGACCUCAAGAAACUUUGCUCUCUUCUCGGUGGUCUGAGCUACUACCGCAGCUUCGUCACGGCAUUCCUCAAGAAAAACUCGUCCUUCACCUUCACUUCCGACAUGGAGGCUAUCGUCCGAGAGAUCCUCAAAGAACUCUCCGAGCCGCUAAUUAUCGUCUUCCCCGACUGGAAAGCCAUCGAAGACGGCACCAGACCUCUCCGCCUCCACUGCGAUGCCAGCCUCGGUGGUCUGGGCGCGACACUAAAACAAGAACAGGCGGAUGGCUCUGUUCGCCCCAUCGUCUUCAUCAGCAGAUCGACACUUGACGCUGAGCGUAACUGGACACCACUCGACUUGGAAGCUGGCGCCAUCGUUUGGGCCAUUAAACGCUUGCGUGGAUACUUGCGCGGCACACACUUCCAAAUUUAG
Molecule: messenger RNA, 2439 nt
Organism: Ectocarpus sp. CCAP 1310/34
Lineage: Eukaryota; Phaeophyceae; Ectocarpales; Ectocarpaceae
Source: the annotation of a GenBank genome assembly